AUGUUACGGGUUUUCGUGUUCUUAAUACUGCUUAACAAGAGCAGAACAGAUGCAUUUUUGGAACCAGUGGCGUUGUCCAACGUUCUUGCUGAACUGAAGGACGAAGUUCUUGGAGUGAAAAGAAUGCAGGUCUGUUUUUGUUCCAAUCGUUCAAGAGAGUUUUUGUAAAAAAUGUUCUCAUCCGCUGUACACUUUAGUAUAAUGUAUGUAUAACACAAUAGUCAAUAUACAAUAGUCAUAUAGCUAUAUCACACUAUAUAAUAUUACCGAUUUUAUACAAGAUUCAUUAGCAGUGCAUAUCAUACACCAAUAUAGCUUCAAAUAUUUAUCGAAAAUCAUCUUUGUAAUAACAACUACAUGCAACAAUCAACUUAUAUUUAGGCUGUCUGGAUGUAAAGCAUUGGGCGCACAGUAAACCUGAAUUAAUAGGCCCACACUUUCGAUAACGCAAUCGAAAGUGAAAUUAAUAUAAAAUACAAAAGCGAAAGUAUAUAUUUACCAGUCAAAUUGGGUUGAAAAUCAACAUUCAUUGCUUUUAUCAACAAUAAUAUUAACAUGCAGUCCGCUUUCUAACGAGAUGUUUGUCUAUUGUGGACGAUGUCUAUCGUAUUGUCAGUGAAGCAAAGUAACAUCCCCACUGUAGUUGCAUUGACGGUAUUUAAAUUGCGUAGUUAGUUCUAUGUAAGUCUGUUUCCUGGGAUCUUAAACUUUCUCUUUCACUUUAUUGUUAAUAUUUCUGUGAGUAUUUUAAUGUAUUUUAAUGUAUAAUUUAUUAGUACAUAUUUUAGAUAUCGACUGAACGUUCCCAGAUUCACACGUUAAAUAAUUUAAUUUGGUCAUACUUAAGACCGAGGGAAAACGUACUGGCCCUGCUGGGAUAGAGAUUAAUGUGCAUGCAGCUUACAAGUAACAACACUACGGCUUACACGAUACAGGAUUCGUAUCGGAAAAACAUCAAUUUAAGGUGUUUUCCAGUCUUGUCUGCUAUUACAACUUUUCAUAUACGAAGUUUUUGUUUAAUUAUGCUAUAUUAUCAUAGUUUUAAGUGCCAAAUUCACCUCGAAGCAGUAAAACUUGAUGUCGCUCCGAUGCGAAUCCGGUAUCGUGUAACUGGGGCCUAAGAGUAGUAACUGUCUCGUUGAAUCCCCAAUUACACGAUACCGCGAAUUUCUCGUCAUGAGAUUAAAUUUAGCAGCUAGAUUCUUUUCACGACUUUAAUUAAUGUGUUGAACAGGGACGCCGGAACGAUAAUAGGGCAAAGGGGGGCGGACGCACACCAAGGGCACCUUUACUGAAAAUUUUUUUUUCACUGCAAAAUUUUUUGGCGACCUCCCCCCCGUCGUCAAAAAAAUUUCGGUCAGUGUACCAUUUUAGGGGUCAAAAAUGUUUUCCGGACAUACAAAAAUUUUCCGUGAAGCCAAAAAAUUUUCCGGAUAUCUUAAAUUUUCGCCAUUUCUUCAAAAUAUUUUUCUACAUUCCAAAAAUUUCCCAAAAUUUUUACAAAUAUAAACUAUAAAUUACCUGAAUCUCGUGAUUUUCCUACAAAAAGCAUCGUUGGAAAUGUGAUUUAUCACGUAUUAUUUUACAACUAAAAGGGCACUUCUGCCCCCCCCUAGCAAAAGGCAAGGGGGGCAGCCGCCCCCCCCCCUGCCCCCCAGUUCCGGCGUCCCUGGUGUUGAAUUAUUCUUGAGAAAACCGGCCACUAUUGUAACUUAAAUUAGACAAACCCUUAUUUUUAUUCAUUCUGACUUUGUUGUCUCACUCUGUUAUUGUAACAAAUUACGUUCACAAAAAACUCGAAAAGAUUAAAUUUAGAAGUUUUACGAAUUGGAAAAUAAACAAGUGUCAAUAUAGGACAAGUUAAAUAUCUUGAUAUGCCCCGGAUAUUACUCCUGCAAAUAUUUAGUAUACAUAAGUAUAUACUUACCAAAUUAACACCCACAUCUGAUAUCUAAUUGACUUUCCUUACGAUUGUUUUAGACCUUCUUUGAUAACUCUAAGUUUGUUUAUGAAAAAGUGGAUGGAAAAAGAGAAAUUGAUCUACUCUCCAACCUAUUGAGACAAAGAUUUCACGACAACAUUUUUGCUCUUGAACAAAUAAAAACCACAGUGGAAAACGCCUACAGUAAUCAGCAAGUAUAUUCUUCACCAAUUUAUCCUGAAUGUUGCAACAUUAACCCAACUGAAACUGAUUACAGAUUUAAGACGAAAGUUUUCAGGGAUAGAUUUUGUGAACUUCGUGCAAAAUAUGUUUCGAAGGGUGCCAAACAUCUUUCAAAGAGUUUGAAGGAAACUAUGAUAAACAAUUUGAAUAAAAAUCCUGAUCUGAAAUGGCAGUAUUUUGGAUCACAAGAAGGAAUACUUCCAGUUUAUCCAGCAUUCAAGUUCCCAUCAUGUGACAGCUAUGAUAAUCGUGUUCGCCCGUGGUAUGUUGAAGGAAUCGCACCCGAACCCAAGGAUAUUGUGUUGAUUAUUGAUAAAAGUGGUUCGAUGGAAGAUAUUAUUGGCAAUAAAACUCUAAUUGAAAUUGCUGUUAGCUCAGCGGUAUCUGUGCUGAAUUCUCUGAAUUCCAAUGACAGGGUAAGUUAUGUAACACAAACCAGGUGUUUACAUGAUGGAUCACUAGGGUCUAGGGAUGAUUAUAAUUAUAUUAUUCAUAUUAGGGAAAGUACAUUUAUUACACCGAGGGAGGCGGAUGAAGAUGUCUUGAAAAAAGCUCAUAUUUUUACAGGGCCCCUGUUGAGGUUAUCUGUAAAUUUCGAUGCCCCCCCUCCAAGUUUUUAAAAUUUUCAAUGGCCCCCCCCCCCCCUCUAGAAUUCGGAAUCGAAGGAGUACAAUCCGGAAUUGUCUCUUAUCAUAGAUACAAUUUGCAGUUCCUCAAGAUGUCUGAUAUACUCAAGUGCUUCUCCUCAACAAAACUACCGAUCUGCUGCUUCUUUCAUCUCACUAGCGCCUGAUGAAAUGACAUCGUCUUGAAAACAUUUUAAAUUGGCUCUAGGGGUGGAAUUAUCAACAGGUUGUUGUUGUCCAUCAUUCAGCGUAUUCGGAGUCUUGAACACGUUCAUGUAGUGGCCAGGAUUUCCUGGAUCAGGGUAAUGUGCUGGAACCUUACAGUAUGUUGCCCCCACCCAACGUAUCUCCCGGCAUCUGUUGCAAAUGUCUUUGCAUGCCUGUCAAAAAUGCAUGCAAAAGUGCCAGUAUGCUUCAAUUUCUUUAAUUUCCAUCCCGUUUGUACGAAAUAUCCCAUAAACAUAGAACAUAUCAUUCUUGCAAAUUGUAUAUGCUUUUUUGCUUUUUGGCGCGUAAAUUACUUCACAAACCUGGCGCAAAAAAAAAUUAAAAUAAGCUAUAGGUGAUUUCAUGUAUCCAUUUAGAAGAGCAGACUAAGGAUAUCUUAAAACUGAAAUCGGUUUCGAAUACAACCAUCAGGGACGUAGCAAAGCAUCUGACAUUUGGGGUGGGGUAUGUCAGAGGAUUAUACGUGUAAUAAUUAUAAUAAAGCUUUUUGUGAUUGAUUGGCACUCUUAUACUAAGUUUUGGGAGAAAAGGGGGGUCUGGGGGUCCUCCCCCAGAAAAUUUUUACAUUUUCGAAGCUCUAGGACUGAAUUUCUGGCAUUUUCUAAAGCUAAUUUCGCAAACAAAUUGCACGUAAAUUGACUGUAUUUUACAAAAAUGGUUAUCAUUUCACAAAAAUAAUUACUUUAUUACGCAAAUUUUACCUGAAACUGAUGUAAAAAUUUUAACUUUAAUUUGUUGGGGUCAAACCUUUGAAAAGUUUAGAGCCCCCCCUUCAGUAUAUCAAGAAGAGCCCCCCCUUUAAUGCCAGAAAAUAUUUCGGAGCCCCCCCUUAACAUCUUCAUCCCCCCCCCCUCGGCAUAAUAAAUGUACUUUCCCCUAUAGCACGAGAAUUUAAUCUAUUAAUGCUAACUGUCGCCUUAAUCUCAAAGUAACUACUUGACCGCGUAUCCACUAAAAUAUAGAGCUACCUGUAGCAUGAAAAUUUGAUUUAAUGCUAAUCUAACUGCAUGCCUCGUUCUCAAAUUUGACUGCGUAUCCACGUAUCCACUAGAAUAUAGAGUUACCUUUAAAUUAACACUAUCAUGACAAUUUAAGCUAUUAAUGCUAAGUCACUGUAUGCCUCUUAGCUACCUUUACCACCAUGGGAUUUUAAUCUAUCAAUCUAAUUAUUAAUCUAUUGAGAAUAAAUAUAGAUGUAUUAAAAUACAUCGUAUCCAUGUUUGAAAGGCAUGGCUUAAAAAGUGGACGGGUAUUCUGCAAUCGCUCCGAAAAGAGUUACAAAAAACAGUUACAAAAAACAGUUACAAAAGCAAAGAAAAGCAAGUGGGAAAUUGGAAAUGCCCCCCCCCCAGUUUUUUGGGCAGUCGGGCAAUAUUUGAUCAACAGUCGGAAUUUUUUUGGCGACGGGGGGGGGGUCGCCAAAAUAAUUUUUCCGGAAAAAUUUUUUUGAUACUAGUCGGGCAGAAUUCGAAAAGUCGGGCAAUUUUCUUUCCGCCCCCCUAAUUUUUUCCUUCCGGUACGCCCAUGGGAACGUUCUCGUGUUAACUGACCACAAGCCUUUGGUCACCAUUUUCAAGAAACAGAUCCUGACCAAUCCUAGGCGCCUACAACGAAUGAGGUUAUGCCUCCAGAAGUACUCACUCCACGUAGAGUACAAACCAGGUCCACAGAUUUACAUCAGUGA
Paramuricea clavata is the source of this 4702-nucleotide messenger RNA. The record is from the annotation of a GenBank genome assembly. NCBI's taxonomy places the organism in Eukaryota, Metazoa, Cnidaria, Anthozoa, Malacalcyonacea, Plexauridae.